AUGCAACAUAUGGGAGAGGAAGGAGAGUCCACCCCAGCGUUGAUGUCGCCAACAGUCGUGAAAGACGAUAUGAACUUUGCCGAGCUUUGUGAAAACCUAAAAGACUAUUUUAUCGAAAACAUCGACACACCACAGAACCUCAACACCAUCAAGAUUUCCCCUGUGACGACGCGGCUCUGCAGCCAACUUACAGACAAGGGCCAUAACCCAGCUACGGUCGCGGCUUUACUUUGGUGCAAAGCACAUUUCUCUGCUGAAGAGCUUGCAGAUGAUGGCCACGGAUUAGGGGCAAGCAGAGCUCUAGCUGCCGAGUUUGUAGCAUUAGAUCUGAUGUCGUACCUUUCUGCUAAUGAUGCACUGGAGUAUCUCUGCUAUGAGCUACCUCCAUUGGAACCCCAUGACGAGUCAGAAGAGGAAGCGACAGAAUCGACAGGGCUUUUGGAGGGAGGUACCCAAACAAGAAGGAAUUGCUCAAAUGAGAUGGAGUGUGUUAGUAUAGGGACAUUUGCCGGCCUCAAUACUCUAGAAAUUGCGAUCCUCGCAGACGCAAAGAAGUUUCUAUCGCAUCGACCAGUACAACGUAUGAUUAAUGCUAUCUGGGACGGAAGAAUCUCUUUUUGGAAAUCGCUAGAUGUGGAUGGGUCUAAGAAGCCCCACUUCUACAACAAAAGAAAAGCGGAUCCAUUCUGCCGGCUGAGGGUCCCAAAAUAUCAGAAGGCUUUUGAAGCAUUUUUCUUCGCAAGCUUGCUUGCAUUGUAUUACGGUGUCCUGAUUGAAAGAGACCCAUUCCAUUUUACAUACAUGGAAGGCGCAUUGAUAGUUUUCUUCAUCGCAUUUGCCGUUGACGAAAUAUCAUCCCUCAGAGAUGCAGGGACGGCUUUCUAUACCGCCGAUUUUUGGAGUAUAUGGGACCUGUGUAUUAUUUUGAUAGCAGUUGGAUUUUUGGUUGUUAGAAUAAUUGGCUUGGUUAAGGAUAGUGAUGCAAUCGUUGAUAUCGCCUUUGAUAUACUAUCGCUCGAGGCGUUAUUAUUGAUACCACGUGUCUGCUCUUUGCUAUCUUUAAACCCUUAUUUUGGAGUCUUGAUACCUUGUUUGAAACAAAUGACAAAAGACUUUUUGAAGUUUCUAAUCCUGAUCGUGAUUCUUUAUCUUGGAUUUUUGACAACAUUUUCGCUGCUUGCACGCGAAACGUUUACCCUAUCGCAAAUGUCAUGGAUGCUCAUUAAAGUUUUCUUUGGUUCGAAUACUGUUGGCUUUGAUGCAAUGAGAGAGAUUUCACCUGUCUUGGGACCACCACUCAUGCUAAUUUUCGUUACGUUGACGAAUAUACUUCUGAUCACAUCGUUAAUUAGUAUACUAUCAAAUGGGUUGACAAACAUGAUGAAUAAUGCUAGGGAAGAAUAUUUGUUCAUGUUUUCUAUUAUGGUUAUGGAAGCCUCAACUAGCAAUCGUUUGGUUGUUUAUUACCCGCCGCUAAACUUGCUGCCACUAAUCCUUUUACGACCACUGCGUCUGUUUGUCUCUGCUGGCCGUCUGCGGAGGGUCAGAAUAGCGCUUUUGAAAUUUUCGCAUUUCCCGUUUGUCGCGGCAAUUAUGCUUUAUGAAAGCUUGUGGCCAGAAAAUGAGACUCGUCACACUGCAUGGGGGCCUAGCCCCACCAAGAAGAGUCCAUUCGGUCAUGGACUGAGGCCGCUUAAUCGGAGACCAGACCGAUACCCAGAGUGGUCUGGGCGCUUAGCGGGAGGACGUCUAGGGCUCGGUGGCGGGGCCGGAUUUCAAGCGGGGGCUGCGCUUAAGAGCUCUGCCAGCAGUCUUAGACUUGAAGAUCAAUAUGAAGGUGGGUCGACCUUGGGGGAGACUAGGGCACCAUAUGCGCAUAAUCGUCACGACGGGAUUUAUAGCGCUAGGGACGACGAGAUUCGGCAACUGAGAGUUGCGAUUGAGGAUAUGAGCCGCAAGUUAGAUGAGCUUUUGGCUUUAAAAGGGAUGUAA
This is a messenger RNA of Morchella importuna, 1992 nucleotides long. RefSeq lists its product as uncharacterized. Lineage: Eukaryota; Fungi; Ascomycota; Pezizomycetes; Pezizales; Morchellaceae. The record is from RefSeq and is a predicted model, not a curated record. The coding region runs from base 1 to 1992 and encodes 663 amino acids. The transcript is spliced from 22 exons.